AUGUUCAUUCAAACGCGCGACACCCCAAACCCCAACAGUUUGAUGUUUUAUCCCGGUGUUGAUAUUUUGCCUGGCAGCACACUGGAAUUGACCAGCGCAGCGGCAGCACAUCAAUCACCGCUAGCCCGGGCGCUCUUUCGCGUGGAUGGCGUCAAGUCGGUUUUCCUGGCCUCGGACUUUGUGACGAUCAACAAGGAUGAAGCUGCCGAAUGGAGCACGCUGAAACCCAACAUUUACGCCACCAUGAUGGACUUUUUCGCCAGCAACCAGCCCGUGGUUCUUGACAGCUAUGAGGCACCCACCGAUACGGCCGUCUCGGAGGAUGACGACGAGAUUGUGGCCAUGAUCAAGGAACUGCUCGAUUCACGCAUUCGGCCUGCGGUGCAGGAGGACGGCGGUGACAUUUUGUUCCAAGGCUUUGUGGACGGCAUUGUUCAGCUGCGGCUUUCGGGCGCAUGCACUGGUUGUCCCAGCUCCAUCUUUACGCUCAAAAACGGUGUGGAGAACAUGCUGAUGCACUACAUUCCCGAGGUGGAAGGUGUCGAGCAAGUCUUUGACGAGGAGCUGGAUAAUGUCAAUCAUGACGCCUUCAAGGCCCUUGAGGAUCGUUUGGGCAGUGAUAAGGUGUAA
Monosiga brevicollis MX1 is the source of this 630-nucleotide messenger RNA. RefSeq lists its product as uncharacterized. Gene Ontology annotation, cellular component: mitochondrion. The coding region runs from base 1 to 630 and encodes 209 amino acids. The transcript has 6 exons. NCBI's taxonomy places the organism in Eukaryota, Choanoflagellata, Craspedida, Salpingoecidae. The record is from RefSeq and is a predicted model, not a curated record. Gene Ontology annotation, biological process: iron-sulfur cluster assembly. Gene Ontology annotation, molecular function: iron ion binding; iron-sulfur cluster binding.